This is a messenger RNA of Triplophysa dalaica, 3516 nucleotides long. RefSeq names its product reticulon 1a (gene rtn1a). Gene Ontology annotation, cellular component: neuron projection; postsynaptic density. NCBI's taxonomy places the organism in Eukaryota, Metazoa, Chordata, Actinopteri, Cypriniformes, Nemacheilidae. The coding region runs from base 157 to 2712 and encodes 851 amino acids. The transcript is spliced from 9 exons. The record is from RefSeq and is a predicted model, not a curated record. Gene Ontology annotation, biological process: brain development; neuron differentiation; endoplasmic reticulum tubular network formation.
AACCAAACACGUCGAGCCCACUGGCUCCGCUGCCGCGAGACGGGAAGCAUCGGUCAGGAUCGGCCAUAUUUAGCGUCACAUCUUUAAAUUCCGUCUGCAAUUUCGAAGAGUCGUUCUCGCUUCGUCGUGCUCAUAUCUGCGUCUCUCCCCGUAAGCAUGUCCGCUAAUUCGAACGAGGGGCCGGGUUUGGAUGGCAAGUGGUUCGGAGAGGAGAAGAACGGGAUGUUUGGAAGCGCAGGGCCCCGUUUCGACGAGAUGCGGGACGAGCUCCACGCAAAAGACUGGGACCGCGAGACGAACGCGCCCGAGCAGCAAUUCCAUUCCCUUGAAGGAAGCGGCGUUGCCAUGGAAACUGCUUCUACAGGUGACUCUCUGUCUGACAUGUUUAUGAAGUCAUCCCCAGUAGAAGGGGAUCUAUACACAUCUCUCCUUUCCUCAAAGCCCUCCUCUAAUCCUUUCAAUGACGGCGCUGCUCUUUUCUCCGAGGGCAACCGUUCUCCACCUGCUCCCACUGGAACCGACUCUGGGAUUGGCAUGACCCCGGGUGACCCCUCGGACCACCAGACGACCCUGCAGGGCUCGCACAAGACUGACCAUUACAGCUACAUGGACAUGGGUGAUGACCUCUGUGAUUUUGGUAGUGUUGGCAAUGCCAAAAAUAAGCAGCAGCCCUCCGUGGUAGCCUUUGGAGAUGAUGACGAAGAUGAAGAUGAUGAAGACGAAGACAAAUAUGACAUUCAAGAUUACAAGCCGCAGCCGCAGGAAAAGGAAAGUAAAGAAUCCAGCCAUGACCCCUUCGAUCUUGGACGCUAUUUGGAGAAGAGCCCUCUCGGUUCUGAAGAUGUGAAGGUGAAGGAUAAUCAUGCUUCAGCGGGUGGGCAGCAUGCAUUUCCUUACGUGGAAGAUCCUUCGGACGAAGAGUUGGCCGAUUUCCGUUCUUAUCGUAGGAUGGAAACGCCACAGAGUGCCAGCCCUGUGAAGAUCACAGUGACGACAGAGUCCCACGCUGCUGCGGCCCAGCCUGUGAGAGUCUCUCCACAAGGGGGUGUGUCUGAAAAAGAGAGUGUUCUCAGUUUUGGUCAACAGGGUCUUCCCACCGUAACACUGUCAGAACCAGAGGACGACAGCGCGGCCUCAUCAGCUAACCACUCCCCUAACCACUCCCCUACAGGUCGAGAGUCUCCAUCUGAUGUGCUGUUCCAGCCUGCUGGAAUGAAGUCUGUGAGCUCCACUCAAGAUUCCAGCAGCACCACCUAUCGCCCCAAUGUUCAAGAAGACCAAGACAUCAAGAGCCCACCUAAACCCUCCUCUCCAUGGGCUCAAGACCUUGAAAUCAGUGGAGAUGAAUCUGGAGAUUCAGAAAUUGAGCAGGUUGCUGAAGAAUCCGAUUCGCCGACGCAUGACUUGACAUCAAAAUCCCCAACUUCAAAAGGAGGAUUCAGCCAAUCUAGCAAUCCGUUUGAGCAGACCAGCUACACAUCUGUCAGUGACAAAGCUAGCAACCCAUUUGAAAAGCCUCAACCAGACAAGGUCAGCGCUAGCAACCCAUUCGAGCUUUCCGGAGGCAUGAAGGGGGGAUUUGGUCAACCCAGCAACCCACCACUCUACAGCCUGUUGAGAGAAGAAAGGGAGGCAGAGCUUGACAGCGACCUGCUAAUCGAAUCAGCUUCUGAGGAGAGUCCCAAGAGGGAGCAGGAAUACUCUGCCCCAAAACGUCCUGAAACGUCUCCGCUGAUCCCAGAUCUUACUUCCUCUAAGCCCAUCACAACUUCUGUUGCCUCGACCUCUCCCUUCAUCCAACCCCCAGCCAGCACCUUGAAAGAGAAAGAAGAAGAAAAGGAAAAGGAACAGGAAAAAGAGAAAGAAAAAGAAAAAGAAAAAGAAAAAGAGAAAGAAAAAGAAAAAGAAAAAGAGAAAGAAAAAGAAAAAGAGAAAGAAAAAACAACUCCCAUUGAGAAGCCCAAUUCACAACCAGAAGACAGCUGGUCCACCAAACCCAGGCCUGCUGUCAUGGGAACAUCUACAGUGCCUCUGGAGCAACACUCCAUUCAGGACCAGGAGAGUAAAGGGAAAAGCAGUAUCGAGAGUGCAACCGCAGAGAAAGAUGCAGCUCCGCUUGUGUUGUUCCAGAGCAUCAACAAACAGAAAGUGGUGGAUCUGUUACACUGGCGGGAUCUGAAGCAGUCUGGACUGAUGUUUGGUAGCGUGUUGCUGCUGAUGUUCUCUUUAACCCAGUUCAGCGUGGUGAGCGUUAUUGCGUACCUCGCUCUGGCGGUCCUCUCUGCCACCAUCAGCUUCCGAGUCUACAAAUCAGUCAUGCAGGCGGUGCAGAAAACCGAGGAGGGACACCCUUUCAAGGCAUAUCUGGAGGUAGAUAUUGCUCUCUCUGCAGAUCAGAUUAGCAAGUAUGUGGAUAAAAUUCAGCUAUACGUCAACUCCACUAUGAAAGAGCUUCGCAGGUUGUUCCUCGUUCAGGAUCUGGUUGACUCCAUUAAGUUUGCAGUGUUGAUGUGGUUGUUGACCUAUGUGGGAGCUCUGUUUAAUGGCCUGACCCUGAUGAUUCUGGUGGUGAUCUCCAUGUUCAGCGUUCCAGUGGUUUAUGAGAAGUACCAGACGCAGAUUGAUCAGUAUUUAGGACUGGUGCGCACCCAGGUUAACUCCAUAAUGGGAAAAAUUAGAGAAAAGGUUCCUGGGGCCAAAAAGAAGGAAUAAACUCUUCACUUCGCACGAGUAAACACUAUAGCUAGUAACACUACUACAGUAAAAACUUUCUGCCAGCACUGAAGGAUCCCAACUACACAGGAGGCCAAUAUUCCACCUAAAAUAGCUGGUCAUGUUAAGAUAAAGGCAUAAGUUAUAACACCUUCUUUCUUCAGUCACAGGUGUACAGUAGCCCUGCACUACUAGCAAACACAAACAUAAGAUCACAGUUCCAGAUAUAUCAUACCAGAGGAACACGACGUGCUUUUAUCUUCCAUUGCUUCUGAUUUAAAUGCAUGAAGUCCCGUCUUGGAGUAAAUAUUUGCUAUCUCUACAGUGCUCUUCCUCUUUGCUUUAUUUUACAGUGUUCAUUUCCUGCUGUACAUUGUGACACAAAGAUGAAGCUCAUGCCUAUCAUAUAAUCUCCUGCUGCCAUGUCGAUUAAUUGCUUCAGUUCGCCGUCACUGUUAGAGUGGCUCUGUGUACAGACAUACAUAUUAAUAUCGCAAUGAAUUGUGGAUUGGUUUAUGUUUUCUUUUCUUCUGUGUAUUUGAGCACAAUGAUUAUUCGAAGAUGUUAUUAUUAAUGUGGUAAUUGUAAUUUUUUGCAAAACUGUAGGGACACGCGUAGGUGUUUAAAAAAAAGCUUGUGGUGCUUCUGUUAAGGCACUUGACGGUCAAGACUGCAGAACAAUUUCAGCUGUACUAAACUCUGUCCAACUUUGUACGAUGUUCAGUGUUCGGUUAUUUUAAAGUCUUUAACUAUUUGCACUCUGUAUUUAAUUGAUGAAUGAGAAAUAAAUGUUCCUUAAUGUAA